AUAAACCGGGUGACAGAGUCAGAAAACUCCCCAGCUAAAUACCCAUAAGACUUCAUACAACACAAUACUCUAUAUUGUGAUGAUCACAGCAGCCAAGGCUACCUAAAAGAAGACAGUUAUCUCAUAUUUGGCUACCAGCUUUUUAUCUUUCUCUCAAUCACUUAAAACUUCAGACUUCCUCUCCUGCUGGUAUCAUGGAGAAAGUCCAAUACCUCACUCGCUCAGCUAUAAGAAGAGCCUCAACCAUUGAAAUGCCUCAACAAGCACGUCAAAAUCUACAGAAUCUAUUUAUCAAUUUCUGUCUCAUCUUAAUAUGUCUCUUGCUGAUCUGUAUCAUCGUGAUGCUUCUCUGAAGUUCUGCUACAACCUCUAGAUCUGCAACUUGCCACAUCAGCUUAAAAUCUGUCAUCCCAUGCAGACGGGAAAACAAUACUGUAAAACAGACCACUUCCUGAGUAGAAGAGUUUCUUUGUGAAAAGGUCAAGAUUAAGACUAAAACUUAUUGUUAGCAAAUGUAUUCAUCUGCUGGAUCUUGUAAACAUGAAAAGGGCUUUAUUUUCAAAAAUUAACUUUAAAAUAAGUGUAUAAAAUGUAACUGUUGAUUUCCUCAACAUGGCUCACAAAUUUGUAUCCCAAAUCUUUUCUGAAGAUGAAAUAAGAGUUUAGUUUUGAAACUGCACUGCCAACAAGUUCACUUCAUAUAUAAAGCAUUAUCUUUACUCUUUUGAGGUGAAUAUAACUUAUAUUACACUGUAAAAGCUUCUUUAAUACUAUUUUUCAAGUCUUCACCAAGUAUCAAAGUAAUAACACAAAUGAAGUGUCAUUAUUCAGAACAGUCCACUGACUCCUCACAUCUGUUAUCUUAUUAUAAAGAACUCUGUAGUAACUCUUUGUAGUAACAUUCUAAAACAGAAAUUGCAUUUUUGCUAUGCCACAUUAACAUUUUUUAAAGUUGAUGAGAAUCAAGUAUGGAAAAGUAAGGCCAUACUCUUACAUAAUAAAAUUACUCUUAAGUAAUUUUUUCAAAGACUCACAGAAUUCUAGUACCUGUAGGUAAACCAUAAAUCUGUUCUAAGACAUAUGAUCAACAGAUGAGAACUGGGGGUUAAUAUGUAACAGUGAGAUUAGUCAUAUCACUGAUAUACUAACAGAAUAGAAUCUAAUCUUCAUUUAAGACACUGUAGUGAAUUAUCUGACCUAGAGUUACCUAGUUUACCACGCUGUAUCUUUUGAAUCAUGAAACCUUAAGACUUCAGACUGAUUUUACAGGUUGUCUUCCAUUCCAACCUAACAUCCAAUGCAGGCAAGGAAAAUAAUACAAGAUUUCCAGUGACAAAAAAAAAUAUUAUCUCAAGUAUUUAAAAAAAAUAAAAAUAUGAAUUCUCUCUCCAAAUAUUAACUAAUUCUUAGAUUAUAUUUUGAAAUGAACUUGUUGGCCCAUCUAUUACAUCUACAGCUGACCCUUGAAUAUGGGGGUUAGGGGAGCUGACAAUCCAUGGGUCUGCAAAAUCUUAACUACCUAAUAGCCUACUGUUGACCAUAAACCUUACUGAUAACAUAAACAGUAAAUUAACACAUAUUUUGCAUGUUAUAUGUAUUAUACACUGUAUUCCUACAAUAAAGUAAGCUAGAGAAAAGAAAAUGUUAUUUAGAACAUUGUAAAAAAGAGAAAAUAUAUUUACUAUUCAUUAAAUGGAAGUGGGUUAACAUAAAAGUCGUCAUUCUCAUUGUCUUCACAUUGAGAGGAGGAAGAGAAGGAGAAAGACGGGGAGGAAGAGCAGGGGUUGGUCUUGCAAUCUUGUCUUAGGGGUGUGGAGAGUGGGGAAAAAGAAUAUUCAUGUAUAAGUGGACCCUCGCUAUUCAAGCCCUUGUUGUUCAAGGGUCAACUGUAACAGGAGAUAGCUAUUUUUCUUCAUCUAUCAACCAAAUGGCAAGCAUCUAUUUCGUAGGCCACUCUACUGAGCUUAAUUAUAGAUGCAGCAAUGUUACCUAUAAUUAUUUUCUUGAUGAAUAAAUUUUCAAUUUCUCCUCUGA
Macaca mulatta (Rhesus monkey) is the source of this 2034-nucleotide messenger RNA. The record is from RefSeq and is a predicted model, not a curated record. Lineage: Eukaryota; Metazoa; Chordata; Mammalia; Primates; Cercopithecidae.